ACUACCAAAGCAUAACAAGCUUUAGUUAGUGAAUGAUUAAAAAGUUUAGAAUAUUUCUGAAACCGCACAGAAAAUUAUUUGAUAAAAGUGUACAAAUAAUAAAUCUCCCAAAAUAUAUAGUGGAAACAUAAAAUAUAAGCGAAUUGGAGCUGCUUUAAAGUUUUUGCAAAAACAGUGAAUAUACUAUUUGGCCAAUUAAUAUACCAAUACAUUGACUGAUUUUUAUUUGUGAAAAAUAGUUUUGACAUCAAAAGUGAUUUCAUUCUAACUGGAUUUGCAUAAUGGAUUUGAAAUUUUUCUACACCUGCUCCAGCCUAGUCUUUCUGCUGGUUGGCGGUGGCAAUUACAUCGGUGGCAUAGAUGGCAAACCUGCAGUGACAGAACUUGGCUAUGUUGAUACCAUUGAUCAGGAAUAUAUUGUACCCUAUCAACACCCGAUUACCGAUUAUCAUCUGAGUCGCUUGCGGCGCGGUUACUAUUAUGUCGAGAAUGGCUACAUCACUGCUAUACCAGAAUCAGUCAUCCAUGGCAAUAGGCGUGCAGAUACUGGGACCACCACAACGGUGAAUGGAGCAAAUAAUAAGCGUACACAUGGCAAACGCAAGAAGCUGUUUGUACCCAAUUUAUUUGGCUAAAAAGAACAGAAGUAAAAGGAACUUUAUAAAGCGAACCCGUGAGAAAGUGUCAGCUGUUGAGGUGGGUGCCACGUUAUUCAAGAGAAAUGUGACUGAAAUACGAGGGAUAAUGCUUAAGCAUAUUACAGUUUUUUUAUAUUUGUUUCCCGUUUGUGGUUGGCAAUUUGAGAUGAUAGACUGAAAAAAAUGUUUGACAGAUAUUUUGCUCUGUUAAAUAUUUAUUAGCUCUGCUAUCUUUAAUUGUACAUAAGAGUAGAGUAGUUGUAGUAGUAAUAUGUAUGAGCUUAUAUAUAUAAGUUCUUAUGGUUCCACGAGGGCACAAAAGGCCCUUAUGAACUUAACUCGUAGAUAUUUGAUAGUUGUUCUUUAUUUAAAUUGUUUAUUUUUAAGCACUUAUGCACCUGAUUGUAUUAAGUUUAUUUCAUGUAAAAAAGUAUAUUUUGAGCCUUUAUGUAUAUACAUAUGCAGCAAUAAAUGAAUAUUUUUUAUGUUA
Messenger RNA from Anastrepha ludens (Mexican fruit fly), 1128 nucleotides. RefSeq lists its product as uncharacterized. Lineage: Eukaryota; Metazoa; Arthropoda; Insecta; Diptera; Tephritidae. The transcript is spliced from 2 exons. The coding region runs from base 282 to 635 and encodes 117 amino acids. The record is from RefSeq and is a predicted model, not a curated record.